AUCAUCUUCGCCAAUGCUCUAGCAUCAUACGCAGGGAGGCGUGUGUGACAUUUAGUGCUAGAAGCUAGUAGCCGGAUAAAGAUGAACUGAGGAAGGAAAUAGACAGUGUGGUUUUCUUUCACCAAAACAAGCGUACUUCUGGGGUAUACUUUAUCAUCGUUACCGCUUUAGAGGACACAGUUUAUGUUAAACCAAGAGUUAGAUAAAACUUCCAGUUUAUUGACGUUUUUAUUGUCGGCUAACGCUUUUUCUUAACUUGUACUGUAAAUACAUGGAGUUUGGGCAGAUGUCGCUUUCUGUUUAACGCUUUUUAAAAAUGUCGGUACUUACCCGAUAGCUAUGUUUUUACUCGACGUGACAUGGGUCAGCGUUAGCACUGAAGCUGACUUUGCAAAUUGAGUUUUGCACACAAGGUUAAAUUUAGCUUUAGCCAACUAGCCCCUCACUCUCCUCUCGCUGCAGCUUUCUCACUUUCUUAUGCUGACCUCUCGGAGUAGGUGUGCUGAAAGUAGGCCAGGUGUGCUGUGGGAUAGAUAGGCUGGUUUGUAACUUAAUCACGGUUUGUGAUACAAAGUCCAUCAGUCGACUUUCAGGGAUUUGUAAGUGGAGACAGAGGUGGAAACAUGCUGCUCUCUUUGGUUGUGCACACAUACUCGCUGCGGUACUGGUUUCCUGCCACGAUCAUGCUGGGAACAGCCCCAGCUUAUCUACUGUCAUGGGGCGCCUGGCGCUUUCUUUCAACUUUCUUACCAGCAAGUGUGUAUCACAAGGUAGAUGACCGACUGUACUGUAUCUAUCAGAGCAUGGUCCUGUUCUUCUUUGAAAACUACACAGGAGUUGAGAUUGUUAUACAUGGAAAUAUACCAAAGAACAAGGAAAACGUGGUCUACCUUUCAAAUCAUCAGUGUACAGCCGACUGGAUCAUCGCUGACAUGCUCGCCAUCAGGCAGAGUGCUCUCGGUCAUGUCAGGUAUGUCCUCAAAGAUGGACUCAAGUGGCUGCCGCUGUACGGAUGGUAUUUCUCUCAGCAUGGAGGAAUCUAUGUGAAACGAAGUGCAAAGUUUAAUGAAAUGGCCAUGAUGAAGAAGCUAAGAAGGCAAACUAGAUGUGGAACACCAAUGUACCUUGUCAUCUUCCCAGAAGGAACUCGGUAUAAUCCAGAGCUCAAGAAUGUUAUCGCUGACAGUCAGGCUUUUGCUACAAAACAAGGACUGGCUGUCCUGAAGCACACCCUCACUCCCAGGAUGAAGGCAUCUCACGUAGCCAUAGAGGCCAUGAGGGAACACUUGGACGCCGUGUAUGACGUCACCGUGGCCUAUGAGGGAACGCUGGACGGCUCCGGUCGCAGGAGGACCGCACCAUCAAUGCCAGAAUUCCUCUGCAAAGAAUGCCCCCGUAUCCACAUCCACUUUGACCGUGUGGACAUAAAGGAAAUCCCAUCGGAGCCAGUGUUUUUCCGCAGGUGGCUGCACGAUCGGUUCGAAAUAAAGGACCGGCUGCUGACAGACUUCUACGAGCCGCGGGGUUCGGACAGAUCGAACCUGUGCAAGUUCCCCGGGGAGGGCAGACCCUCUCAGCUGAGUCUGUCCAAGACGCUGCCGUCAGUGAUGGUCCUGGGGGGGCUGACACUGCCACUGCUGCUGACGGAGGGCGGCAGAAAACUCUACGUGAAAACCUGGGUUUGUGGGACGCUGCUGGGCUGGCUGUGGGUCAACUUUCUCCCUUAAACAAAGCGGGGGGAACUGGGGGGCAAGGGGCUGCCACGAUGAGACGCACAGAAGACUGGGAGAAGGAUGCCAUUUUCCUGGAUCACAGCAACACAAGGCGUGUUCCAGAUGCAGAGCAGCAUCUGGGGCGAUGCGCGCAGUUUCCGACUGUCGAGCGCAGAUGCUGAGAAACGUCGAUCACCUCGUGCUUCAUCAACCAUCUUGCGUUUGGAUUUGCAGCCUGAAAUGCUGAAAAGUAAUGUAAAAGGAAUUGUUAUUGUUCAGUUUUUCGAAAAAAAACUAAACAGAAACAAAUUGAACGCCAAAAAUACGAAACAAGAAUAUAAACAGAAAUCUCCUAAUAUAAAAUCCCCCCUAACAAAUUGACCUGAAUCAGUUUUCUUGCAUGCUGUUUUUAUCAGUCAUUGGCUUGUUUUACAAAGCUCAAACCUCUGAAAGUGUGCUGAGUACUCAAAAAUCCUUCUUGAUCAUUAAUUCUUAAGUGCACUGACUAAUUGAUACUGGUAAAAAUGUUGUUCAUGCCAAGUCCCUUAUCAAGAGGAUAAUGCACUUUUCUCAUCCAGAGAGAGGUUUUACACUGGUAGAACCAACUGAGCAGCCCGCAGAGAGCCCAUAAACGCAACACCAGCCUAAGUGUUUACCAUAAAAAUCCAUGCAGACAUGCUUUUGUUUUAUGACGGUGAAUGUAGCUGUAAAAAACAAGUUCACCCGUGGAAAUGGGAGGUGCGGUCUGCCAGUGAGGAGGAACGAGUCCCAAACGCAGACGUUCUACCAGUGUAAGACCAAACGGGAAUAUUCAAACGUCAGUCAUUGCCAAAAGCCGGCACGUUCGCCAUGACGUUCUGUCGAAUGUCUCUGUGUGUUUUACGGUAAGCAAUACUUUGUAUUUUCUGGCCCAGAUACGCAGCAAAGAAACCCCUGUCUGUUUGUUCAUCUGGAUCCUAAACGUGGUCUUUUUUUUCUUUUUUUUUUUUUCCUUUUCCGGUUUGAGUUUAAUUAGUUUCAUAACUUUGAUACUUGCAUUUGUAACAUUAAAAGAAAAACAACACAAAAACAUGUAGUUCCCUUAACAUCUCUACCUAACAAAAAUCUGACAAGCCAUGUUAACAGUAUAUCGCAGGUUCUCGUGCACUUAAAGCCAUUUGUAUUAUAACAUCACUGUAUUAUGAAAUGCACUGUAUGUCCAUUGUUGUUUACUGUAAUGAAACCAUUGCAUUUUCCACUUGUCACUUUACUCAUUAGACUUCUCGUCCUCCUUUACAGCUAGUCUUCUCUCCAUUUCCAUGGUACGGUUAUCUUGUGGAUUUAACAUUUUGCUCCAAUACCUCACUUGAAUAAUCCUUCCUUGUUCUUAAAUAAUCCUUGUCAACCAUUUUAUAGUCAUUUUUAUUCUGACAAGACCAGACUAUAACUCAUCAGGAAACUGUAGACAGUAUUUAAAAUGCCAACUGUUUUUGGAAAAGUGUGCCUUCUCUUUGGGGGCCACAGUGGCCCUGUUCCAGCGGGUGGCCGAGUGGAGACGCCCAGCAAGGUGUGGUCACGUCUACAGCUCAUAGUGGCUUAUUUUGCUCCAAGAAUGCAUUGAUUUACACUUUUUAAGAACUAUUAUUAAAAUAUGAAACCUUUAAGGAGUGUAAGGUGUGGGGCGUGUGGGGAAGCGGGGUUCUGAGUGAAAUAAAGUGGUUUUCUUUGGG
This is a messenger RNA of Menidia menidia (Atlantic silverside), 3421 nucleotides long. NCBI's taxonomy places the organism in Eukaryota, Metazoa, Chordata, Actinopteri, Atheriniformes, Atherinopsidae. The record is from the annotation of a GenBank genome assembly.